GCUGACCUUUUUCAUGGCCAUGUGGCCCUAGCAAGAUACGUUGUACUUCCUCAGCUUUCUGCUCUCCACUGCUGUCAGUAAUAUCUUAGAAUCAGGUACUGAAUUCUUGUUAAAAGUACAUUAAGUCAACUGCAAGCCAGCGUCAUACGGGUACUUCACAAGAAGGAUGGCACCGCUGUUUGUGUUCCUUUUAGAGUUAUCGGACGAUGAUCAUAAUCUGCAUCGAAUCGAUGGGUUGAAUCUCUUAUCAAGAAUUCCGGCUCACAGUUCUUGCUUUUCGUGCUUUCGAGCUCAUUCGGAGGCUAUGAGAAGAAAUUCCUAUCCCGUUAUCCCAUAAUCUGGAGUAAUACAGUGUUCAAAAUCUUUUGUAGAGGCCAUGUGACGACAGUGCUGCAGCGACAGAGAUGCCGGAGCCAAUUUUUACAUCUUGCAGUCUCACUCGAACCGGUUGAACUGAAUUGUAAUAUGAUGUAGAAGCUGGAUAGAAUGAAACAAAUCCCGGAACAGAAAUGAACAGAGCAAAGCCUCAAUUGAUGUGUUCAUUCUGGAUCACAGUAAUGUGAAAUUCCCCGCGUCACCACAAUGUCUCGGAACCCAUUUGUUGGCAUCGUGUCCAUAGUGUAAACCUCUACCACCAUGAGCCGGAGAGGUUUAAGGUUCCGGGCUUCUGUAUGUCGUAAUUUGUCUCCUGUCUCUUCUUUCUGACGUCGGUGACACUUGUGCCACCAAUCCUUUUCAUGUGUGGUACCACAUGGCCCUGUGUCAAAUACGGGUACACAAGGGUCCAUUCUUGACCUGGUUACAAGAACAUCCAUGUCUAAGGUAGGGCUAUGACCUCCCUCGU
This is a messenger RNA of Marchantia polymorpha subsp. ruderalis, 844 nucleotides long. The record is from the annotation of a GenBank genome assembly. NCBI's taxonomy places the organism in Eukaryota, Viridiplantae, Streptophyta, Marchantiopsida, Marchantiales, Marchantiaceae.